Messenger RNA from Styela clava, 4426 nucleotides. The record is from RefSeq and is a predicted model, not a curated record. NCBI's taxonomy places the organism in Eukaryota, Metazoa, Chordata, Ascidiacea, Stolidobranchia, Styelidae.
AUUUCUCCGUUCAUUUAUUUUCACUUAGCGAAGCAAUGGGGUUCGGCACGGCCGAAGGAAAAUCUACAUCUUUCUUGGAUUUAUUUCGAACUAUUUAGCUAUACGUGACAUAAGAGAUGUAUUGAAGCAGCCCACGCCAAAUGUAUCAAGAUAAGUAGGUUAAAUUGGUACCAUCGCCAGAAUCGAUUUGGCUAGAAGAAAAUGAACAUCUUUCUUGGAUGUAUUAAUUUAGCUGGAAUUUUUAGUACGAGUAUUUAGCUGAGAAGUUUUUGAUAUUAUUAGCAAAUUAAUUCUAUUUUAACAAUUCUUUAGAGUAUCGUCAACUGUCCAACGAUAUGCCUUCGAAGUACACUGGACUGUACAGUGCAGACCUGCUAUAAACGGUUAUUAAAAGAAUUUAUGAUAAAAUGUUAACGUUAAAAUUUUAAAAGAAAACGCUAUAUCCUAGCUUUGUCCAUAUUAUAUCAUGUAUGGGUUUCUAUAAAAGAUGCGAAGAUAUAAUGAGAUUUUUGUAACUGAGAUAUUUCGAAUCGCAUGCUUAAGUUUGUAUGAUUAUUUUUAACACUAACGAAUUCUUGCUCCGUUGUUUACACUUUUCAUGACAAAAAAUAAUGUUGGCUUUGUGUAGGAAUUUUGGAAUACAACUGACCACUAUUGUCGUUUGAAUAAGAACCAAUGUCCAUUGUUCUUGGUUCAAAGUUAUUUCUAUUGUUUGCUUCAUUCGUCUUAACAAUCAAAUUGAUUGUCACGCCUUUGCCUCUAAGAUUGCUUAAUCUUUGGCUCGGAUCAUGCUUAUUCACAACUGAAAUCAAUUCAGUUAACUGAAGUGCGUACUGUCUAUUCUUGAACAACUUUUGAGCAUGUUUGCUCUUAUCUUAAGUGAAGAGUAACUGUAAGAGCGUCACCCACUUGUCAGAUGCCACACGAACAAUGACAUGGCUUAUGGAGAGGGUCUGAUUUGAGAGCAUAAGUAGUUGUCCUUCAUUUCGGAUUACAGACAGGCACAAAUUUAUUUCUGGCACACCAUACUGUAGCUGAGCACAGUCGAAUGGCCGUAACUUCAGAAAUACAUAUCGUAGACCUAAAUAGGAAUAAAUGCGAGAUUAGUUAUCCAAAAUCCUCCAUUUACCUGAAUACAGGACAAGAUUGCGACGUUGAUGAUGACGUGUUUGUCCAUGAAAGCCUCCGAGUUGAACGUGGUGAUAUUACACAUGAUGUGUCAGAUAAAGAAUCGAUCACUACAGUCAGGAUAAAUCUUCCAACGUCUAAAGCUGUGACGGGUACAGAUGUGACUUGUCAGACUGACAUUCCGUCACCUCCAGACAGCGCAAAAAUAAAGCCUGAACAGAAUAUUUUCGCGUCUUCUGCUCGACUUGUCACAAAGCGCCACCAUUCAUCUAAAAGUUCAAUUGGGAAAAACACCUUUUGUUGGAGACACGAUGCAUAUGGUAUUCAAGGCGCGCCGGCAAGACCUUCCAGUCCAUCUUCUGCGAUAUCGUGUGACAAAAUUGAACAUACCACAGAAGUUUCACGACAAAUCGUUCUGCACCAAGGUUCUUGUAGCAUCUGUAAAUCAGCGGAAGAAAGAAGACUAAAUUUGAAAAGUAGAAAAGAAUUGACCGCACACAGAAAGGUCUCUGUCGAGCCCAGUCUUGCAACAGUGAAAAACUGCCCUUCAAAUCUCCUCCAGGAUACUAUUCCGAAUUGUUCUGACAUAUGGGCAGAAAAUCAGACUUUUUAUUUGGGAAUAAGCCGUGAUCGUGCAAUCAAGACAGCUGAUGGUGUACGGAGACGAAGAAUUCGCAGUGUACCGACUCCUUCUGAACUGAAUAGAUGUUUUUACUGUCAAGAAAGCAUCUCAUCAAUCGAUCUAAAAAACCACCCAACAACUUAUUGCAAAUUGCAUUCGUUCCGCAUCAGAUCACUUUCUUUUACUACAAAAGGUCAACAAGAGUAUUGCUUACCAAAAUGGACAAAGUCUUCACAGUCUGGACGUAGAGAUUGGCUUCUAGUCCAACGUGUUACGAAAAAAAUUCCAACAGAUCCACAGAUAUUGGAUACUAACAAUGUAAAACCUUAUUAUUGCGAAUACGGACCACAAGAAAUGAUUUUUUGUUUGCAUGAUUUAAGGACAGUAUCUUAUAUAGAAGAUGUCUGCUGCCAGCACUUUUUGCUCAUGUCUCGCCAAGAAGCGCUUGAUGGAGGAAAAACUGUAGAACUUCUGUUUUCUCCACAAGGUCCAGUUGUUCGAGAAGAUAAACACUUGAAAGGUCGUAGUUUAUUCUACUUCUGUUGUCAUGUGGAAAAAUCAAAGCCAAGGCGUUCUUCAUCCUUUACAAAACCCGCGCCAUAUAAGCCGGGAUCAUCGUUGGGUACAAAGAAGGAAGACGACGGAUAUAAAAGCAUAUUUGAAGUUAGCUUCAAAGGCUCAGCUGCAAAUAAUUCCUUCGCCAGCAAUCAAUUAACAAAAAAUGCUUCAAGUUCUAAGCCUAAGCGAGACAUCGCGCCUCCGGUACCAUUUGACUUAAUUGAUGCUAAUACCCAAAUGCUUUCAUCUGCUUUUGCUUCAAAUGCUGGCAUCAUCGAUCUUGCUUCUUUUACAUCCACUUGUAGCGCUAACACAUCCAAUAAUAAUAAUUUUUCGAGCACUGAAAUUAAUAAAAAGAAGAGUGCAAAAAGAACUAGAAAAGACGAUAUGAGGAGAAACUCACGCAAAGAACAUGGGACUGGAAAAUCAAAAAAGACUGUGACUUUUUCCGAUGAAGUAAAGGAAGAAAAGGAGAAUAUUCUCCAUCCAAAUGAUGAUAAUGCGGAAAACCAAUUACAAAUUCAGAGACGAUCGAGUCUUCCGCCUCCACCAAAGCUCAAAUUAACAGACGAAGAUGAUGAUGGUGUUUUCCAUAGAAGAAAGCGAAGAGAAAGUGUUGCAAUCAGUUUUGGCAAAGAACCUACAACACGGAAAUCUCAGGACAAAGUUCGAAGCCAUGAAGAAACACCAGUGGUUGCGUCCUACCAGAAAAAGCAAUGGAAAACUAUAAAUGUUAUCGUUUCGUUUAAAAACGUGAAAUUUUCGGGAGAAUUUUUUGAAUAUAAAUCUUUGCAGGACCUCUAUACUUGGUUGCGACAAGAAUUACUAAAAGAGGAGUUAUUGACUCCUGGAGCUGAUCUUCUACUUACACACGAGAAUUUGACAUUUCCUUUGAAAGCAAACACUGCUACAAAAGUUUUAUCAAGUCUCCCGACUACAACUUUUUACUGCAAUGAAAUUAUUAAGGCUAGCAUUAACGACGGUGGUUUCGGAGAAUCCACUAGUAAGUAUGAUACAAGAUUUGCUUUACCUUUGGAUACGAGAGAAUUGGAAGGAUUGAAUCCGGUGCAAUACCUUGGCAGAUACUGUAUAGUUAGCAGUACGUGGAAAGCCUUUUACCUCAGCGUGUUUUCGUCAUAUGAUAAAUGGAAAAAAAAAAAAUUGAAUUACAAGCAAGUCUGUGCUGCGAUGGAAAGAUUAUUUGUUGAACUUGCGUAUCCUCUGCUUAAACGUGUUGUUAAAUUAAUGGGACUUGACGUUAUUGGAGAACAAAGCACAGCCGAUAAUAAUAAUAAUAAUACAGCCGACACAGAUGACUGGAAGACAACAUUUUCGAUCGGACCAAAUGAAUUUGUCAGCAUGUGUUCCUUAGCUAACCGAAUAAUUUGCAGAGAAGAUGAAAUUGAUGGAUUUCAUGUGAACACCAUAAAGCAGAAAAAUACUCAACUAGAAGAUGCCGAUUUCUUCAACAUCGAGGGAAAAAUUCGAGAUUAUAAGAUGAAUCCACUGACAAAACGCUUGUUGUUGUAUGUUCGAAAUAAACCAAGAUAAUGAAUUUGUCUUUAUCAGCAAUCAACGUGUAAUGGAGGAAUCUUAGGUCAAAUUUCUUUUAUAAAUUCAAUGAACACAUGAAAAAUAAUAAUCAUGUUUAGGUUAAUUGUGAGAGAAGUAUAUAUAUAUAUAAUAUACUUUUUGAGAAUCGAUCCAUCUGCGGCCAGGUUUAAUGUAUAUAUGAGAUAAUUGAAAUAUAUAUACAAUUUUUCUAGUCUCAGUUUGAUUGAAUUGAAUCCAACUCUGUAUAUAUUAAUAUUAUAUUUGAGUUUUCUUAAGACAUGAUUAUGCAAAUGGCGUUGGACACAGUGCAACUUUUCCGCCUGGUACGGACUGUCGUACUUACUACUCAUUUGCUUCGAGGAUUAUUUUCUCUUACUGCACACAACCCACUAAAGCACCGCAAAAACUGCACUUAAUUAUAUCAGUAAAUUGGUCGCCUUUUGCUAUAACUAACUAAAGCGUUAAACGGGUUCGUGAUGUAAAUUAUAUAUCUAAUUAUUUAUUGUAUUCCAUGACGUAUAUUGUAUACAGUCUACAAUAAUUUGUACUUGCGUUGGGUGGCAG